Molecule: messenger RNA, 4123 nt
Organism: Procambarus clarkii (red swamp crayfish)
Lineage: Eukaryota; Metazoa; Arthropoda; Malacostraca; Decapoda; Cambaridae
Product: sequestosome-1
Biological process (GO): aggrephagy; mitophagy; endosome organization
Cellular component (GO): amphisome; aggresome
Molecular function (GO): protein kinase C binding; zinc ion binding; K63-linked polyubiquitin modification-dependent protein binding
Source: RefSeq, a predicted model, not a curated record
GGAGAGUGGUGUGACGCACCAGACACAAGCCCUCACCCUCGCCACGGUCGCCCUCUGUCAUCAUCCUCCGUCACUCUAGAACCUCGGCGAACACUCUACCAGCGACUGCGAGCUUCGAUUUCACUUAUCAUCGCCGAGUAUAUAUGGUGAAGGCGGCGCGAGGAGGAGACACACACGUUUGUGAAGAGUACUAGUGUGGUUGGUGGUGAGCGGUGCGGACAUCUUGCCUUUACAGAUUUCCUGCGACAUUGUUCGUCUUACUCGCGAAACUUGAAAAUUAGUCAUCAUGUCAGAGGAAAGGAGCUUAAGUAUAAAGGUAUACUUGGAUGUGGGUGGCGGCCGGCAGGAAGUCCGCAGGUUUGCUUUCCCUGAGAACCUGGCCACAAACUUCCGUUGCUUGAAAGAGAAAGUAGCUUCAGUAUUUACUUUAGGAAACAAGGAAUUCACCAUCUCCUGGAAAGAUGCUGAAGGAGAUUUGAUUGUAAUCUCAUCGGAUGAUGAACUGAUGGAGGCCCUCGCUGACUCCUUGAGCAAUCAGAACCUCCAGCUCUUGCGGAUCACUGUUACUGUGGGUUCUAGGCCAGAUGUGGGCCCUAACAACUCAGUGCCAGGUAAUCAGCAGGGUCCUCUCCAUGAAGGAAUAGUUUGUGAUAGCUGUGAGGGGCCUGUCCGUGGGUUUCGAUACCGCUGUGUCAGCUGUGAGGACUAUGACCUGUGUGGUGCCUGUGAAGUCAAAGGAAUACAUGCUGAGCACAAGAUGAUGCGCAUGUCUAAACCACUUGCAAAGGGAUCUCCUUGGUUCUUCUGGAGGGAAUCUGAAGAUUCACCUGGAAAUUUCACUUCGCAUUUUGGAGUAAGCGGUGGCACUGGCCCGACGUGCUUUACCUCAAGUUCUACAUCUGGUGCAGGAACAGGUGCUGGUGCCGGUGCCGGAGCAGGUGCCGGUGCCUGGAGCAGUUGGGGUGGUCGUGGAGGUCGCUUUGGCCAUAGGAGAGGAUGUGGAGCCAGGGGACCUGGAGGAUGGGCAGGAUGGUGGGGCAGAAAUUGGGGUGGAAAAACUGGAGGAGGCUGUGAACAAAGUCAGUCUAUGGGCACUGGCUUUGGACAGCAGCACCAACACCACCACCAACAGCAUCAUCGUCAUCAUCAUCAACAACACCAGCAGCAGCAUCAACAGCAGCAUCAGCAGCAGCAACAACAACAACAGAGUCAACAACAAGGAAAUAUGAAUAGCAAUAUGCACUCUGAAUUUCCCUGGGCAAAUGGAUGCCCUUUCAUGACUGGAGAAUGCAGUCCCCAGCAUAUGGCAGAAGAUGCUCAAAAAAUAGCUGAGGAUGCUCAGAAAAUGGCAGAAGAGGCUGCACAGCAUGCCCAAGAGUUUGCUUCACAGAUGGCUUCAGAACAUGUUGCCAAUGUAAUGCGUGGCAUCUGGACAGCUUGGACUGGCCACCAGGGACCUGGUCAUGUAAAAACUGCUACUGCUAGUUCUUCUUCCUCAUCCUCUUCAUCUUCAAGUUCUAAUGGAGAUACCCAGCAACCAAAAUCCAGCAAGCCCGUGGGAGAUGAUGAUCAGCAACAGAAAGAUACAAACAAGGAUGCUAAUCAAACUGCUGGAGAAGAGUACCUGAAAAAUGUUGGAGAAACUGUUGCAGCAAUGUUGGACCCUAUGGGUAUCGACGUUGAAGUGUCUGUAGAGCACAAUGGAAUUCGUCAACGCUGCAGUCUGAGCAAGGAUGAUGUGGAAAGUCGUAGGAGUCCAACAGCUUCAUUUUCUCCAAGUCCUCCUAAAGAACCAGAAUCAUCUGAACAGCCUUUGGCAUCAGAGACGAGUGCAAACAUGGAAGUACAGAGUGAUGCUGUAAGGCAACAAGAAGGCAGUGUUGGUGUAGCAGAUGUUAUGGAAGUCUGUAGCCCUCAAGCAGGACCAAGCCAGAACUCAGGAGAGCAGAUGGAAGCUGAGCAUUCAUCUUCAGACAUAGAGGACUGGACCCUAGUGAACCAAGAUGCUAAUUCAGUUUCCCAGGGUGCUGUCAAAUCUAAGUCACCACCUACUGAAAGGAGAGUUGCCUACCCAGAUCUGAGUAUGGUUGAGGCCCAUCCAAAUCCUGUCAUUCAGCGUGCCCUGGAGCAGAUGCAGUCUAUGGGCUAUAGCAAUGAUGGUGGCUGGCUCACCAACCUUUUAGAGAUAAAGCAAGGGGAUAUCAACCAGGUGCUUGACCUGCUUCAGCCAGUUCAUAAGUAAAUCUCUCAGUCAAAAGUGACAAUUUUCUGAGAGGCAGAAAAAAUAACUGUUGUAAGGAAUUUUCAUAGUUUGCAUUUACUGAUGUCAUAAUCGUUUAAAAGGUUGCAUGGUUAAGUAGGGUAGCCUACUGUAUAACCUUUCUCUGCAUCGGAUAUUGUUCUUCUUUAACUCUUGCUAUAUCUUCCUGUUGACCCAUCUCACCAGAACAGUACAACCAGACAUUGAAAAAUGAAAGGACUUACUAUGUCACUCCUUUAGUGGAGAAUGAAGUGGAAAGCUGAAAUUGCUAUUUAAUUUAUAUAGAAUUUUAUGUUUUUGAGUUGAAUAAAUGAUCAGUUUUUGUUUAAGACUGUUGGAUAUACAUUUAUGUUAAAGUACUAUUAUUUAUUUUUUAAUGUAUAUCAUUACAAAGUGGUUGAUGCAGACCUUGAAAUUCCUUUUAACACUAAAUUCCAUUGCAAAACUGAAAUAUGAUGUUGAUGUUGACAUAUUGAAAGAAUUACCAUUCUUUGAAAUUGGGUUCUAAUUCACAUGUUGAAUUAGUGUUUCAUAUAGGAAGGACUUUUGAUAUAUAAUCUAUUGAUGGAAGUUUGUGUAGCAGAAGACUUUAGUGAGCACAGGUACAAGUUUUCCCUGUAAUCAGUUGCUGUAUGUUGUUUAUAUAUAAUCAUGAUGUAUAAUCCAUUUCCUAAGAAUUGUUGUAUAAUCUAUUCCAAAAGUGUAAGAUAUGUUAAUGUAGAAAGGGUACAGUAUAUUUUUUGCUCUGGUAUUUUAAAAGCACUAGAUAUAUUCUCCAUAGUUCUGUACCAAAUAUUUAUCUAGUGUGAGAUUGCAUGAAAGAAAUACAUAGUUAUGUAUUACUACUGUGUGACCUGUAGCAGUGAGCAUAUUUUAUGACUUGGAUAGUUAUUUGGAAAUGCACUCUGCACAAUAUAUUUUUGCCUAAGUAGAUGAAGCUCUUAUUAAGAAAUAUAUAAUGGCAUACUUUAAGUAUUUAAUGAUUUUUUUUAUUGGCCCCUUCCUCUCCCAAAUGUGUGUAUGCAUAUAAAAAUAAUGUAUAUACAUACAUUAUCAAAUAUGUAGUAUAUUAUAAAGUAUACUUAAAUAUGUUUUAAUUUAUACUUGAGAAUCCUGAGAUUCAUAUCUUAUUGCUGGCUUUAAAAUAAAAAGUCUAAACAAGUCUUGUCUGGUUUUGCUAGCCAGGGAAUACUAAACCCUACUCCAUUAUUUGCUCCAAGAUCAAAUAAUGACAAUGACGUUUUUAACAAUUAUGAAAUGGAGCAUCACAUACUAGUUAAAAGCAAAUAAUAAAAUAACCAUGUAUUUUGCAUACAGUAUGUUAAUAUGAAUGUUACAGUAUGUUUUAAUGAAUACUGCGCUAUAAUUAUGAUUUGAUGAGCAAUGCUGACACAUCUCAUUCACAGAGCCUAAAAAGCUCUAUCUGAAACUCAGCGGUGCAUUGGUAAUGCUACAAUAAGUUCGCUUAUUUUAACUUGCCGCUGGUGGUUGAAGCAGACAUUUGUAUGAUGAACAUGGAUAUUUGUUUAUUAUAUAGUUCUUUGCUAUUUUGAAGUUCAUUAUGGAGUUCUUUGCUAUAUGUUGGUUCUUAUUAUAUUCCUUAAAUUUCUUUUCUGAUUUGGAAAAUAAUGUUUUAUUUUUUCAAUUAUUGGGUAGUGAAGAGAGAAUGUGUGCAUUGCAUAAAUAGAUGCAAUUAAUUACUUUUCUCAAAGUAAUAAUAUAUUUGCAUGGGUUAGCACAUAUUUAAUGGUGGUAUAAUUGUGUAUUAUGUGGUACAAACCAAGUAAAAUUUUCAAAUGAUUUUUCUGGAAUUGGAAUGAUGUUACUGUAUAACCAAUGAAAUGGAAUAAAAGUAUUAUAGUA